AUGACUUCCUCAAUGUCUUCACGUCAAGGAGCUUUAACAAGGGCUUCUAACCGUCUCCUAAGUAAUCUUGACGAUAGUGAAUACUUAGCAUUGUCCCAAGUAGAACUUCCCUAUGACGAAAUCGAUCGCAUUUCCUACGUCAAUACGCUAAUAAAAAGCAUCACGGAUGCAAUAUUCGCCAUUCAGUUUGAAAUGGAAAACGUCCAGAUAGCACUCGAUAAGUAUAGUGAAGAAGCGGAUCAUCUUGAUCCUAAUAUCCCAUUAGUAGAGGAUGCACGCAAUAGAAUUAAUACAAACACCGAAAAAACACUUGAGUUACUUGAAAGAGCAACCCGUUAUCUCUUCAAGUUCUUGAAACUAAAAAACACUUUAGAAGAUACAAAAAACAACGUUUCGAGUAGUACAAACAUCAGUCCUCUAGCAGUAAAGCUCCCACCUAUACCUAUUCCAAAAUUGAGCGGAAAACUAUGGGAGUGGGACACCUUUUGGGAAGCGUUCAACCACUCAGUGCACUCACAAAAAAAUGGACGACUUCUUGAAAAUGAACUACCUAUUAGAUUCUCUUGA
Angiostrongylus costaricensis is the source of this 567-nucleotide messenger RNA. The record is from the annotation of a GenBank genome assembly. NCBI's taxonomy places the organism in Eukaryota, Metazoa, Nematoda, Chromadorea, Rhabditida, Metastrongylidae.